AUGGCUUAUUGCUUUUUAUUCCUCCUUGGGAGGUUAACCCUGAAAUUUUUCUUUGGAGAAUUGCGAGUUAUUGAAAGUCAGCACAUGUAUGAUCGACUCCUCAAUUUUCUCUUAUUUAAAGUGGUCUUUGUUGGAGCAAUAUUAGAGCCGAAAUGGGAAGAAUUACUGAUAUGGACGACGUGGUUUACAAUUCUUGGAUUCCUGAGGAUAUUUAGUAUGCUGUGUCGAGAUAGAUUUGAAUAUCUUACCUUUUCACCAAACACCCCGGUUCAAGCUCACCUACGUAUUCUAUCACUUUUGAUACUCAUAUUAAUAUCGGACAUAUUUUGGUUUAUAAUGUGUAUAUCAAUUUUCAGGUCUAUGCUUUUACUCUUAACUUUUGAGUGUUUUACACUCUUCUUGGACACUGUUCAAACUCUUGUAAAAUAUGUUAUUCAUCUAAGGGACUUGUCCAGGCAAGGUGUUUGGGAAUCACGAAGGCUUCUCUUAUAUUACACAGAAUUUGUCACGGAUACAUUGAUACUUAUUGCUACACUCGGUCAUUAUUUGCAUAUUAUGCUUUUACAUGGUAUAUCAUUCACAUUGAUCGAUGCCGUGUUGUUUCUUAACAUGCGAAGUGUUUUCAAUAACCUCCGAAAGAAGAUUGCUGCUUAUUGCAAUUACCGUCAGGCCAUCAGCCAUAUGCAAAACCAAUAUCCUGAUGCAACUGAUAAGGAGCUAACAGAAUAUAACGAUGAUUGCGCAAUAUGUCGUGAUUCGAUGACAUCGGCAAAAAGAUUACCAUGUUUUAAAAAGGUCGUGUCUUCAUUCGUGGUUGGAACAUCAUGGAUCAUGUCCAACUUGCAGGCGUUAGGCGUGGUUAAUAAUCGAGGACAUUAUGUUAAUAUAAAAUAA
Acaulospora morrowiae is the source of this 894-nucleotide messenger RNA. Lineage: Eukaryota; Fungi; Glomeromycota; Glomeromycetes; Diversisporales; Acaulosporaceae. The record is from the annotation of a GenBank genome assembly.